This is a messenger RNA of Aspergillus pseudotamarii, 7278 nucleotides long. Its product is annotated as type I polyketide synthase. Bases 1 to 7278 code for a protein of 2425 amino acids. The record is from RefSeq and is a predicted model, not a curated record. Lineage: Eukaryota; Fungi; Ascomycota; Eurotiomycetes; Eurotiales; Aspergillaceae. Gene Ontology annotation, biological process: secondary metabolite biosynthetic process; fatty acid biosynthetic process. Gene Ontology annotation, molecular function: phosphopantetheine binding; oxidoreductase activity; fatty acid synthase activity. The transcript is spliced from 11 exons.
AUGCACCAACCUUUGGAUGGCGACCUAAAUGGUCUCUUGAAUAGUUCUCUGUCGAAUGGCCAUGGCCAGGAUACGUGUACAACUGGCGGCGUGGAUCUGGCAUCCACGGCCGGCAGACUAACACCUGAGCCGAUGUCUCGCUCUACUGUCCCUAUCGCCAUCUGUGGAAUGGGGAUGCGAUUACCGGGCGGUAUUCGAGACGAUGAAGCCUUGUAUGACUUCCUCAUCAACAAGAAGGAUGCACGCUCCUCCACCCCCUCCAACCGAUACAAUGCCGAUGCAUACUAUAGUCCACACGGCAAACCCGGUACCAUUAUCACCAAGCAUGGUUACUUCCUUAAUGACACCGACCUUUCAAAGUUCGACCCUUCCACCUUCAGUAUCACCGCCGCCGAAGCAGCUCAAUUGGAUCCCAGCCAACGGUUAGUCCUCGAGGUGGUUCGUGAGGCAUUGGAGAGGGCGGGCGAGUCGAACUGGCGUGGGAAGAAGAUUGGGACAUACGUGGGUCUGUUCUCAGAAGACUGGCAGGAUUUGCAUCACAAGGACGUGAAUUUCUACGAUCCAUAUACCCUAAUCGGUGUACUUGACUUUGCCAUCGCCAAUCGAAUUUCCUACGAAUACGAUCUAAAAGGUCCUAGUAUUAUGGUUAAGACUGCCUGUUCGUCAGCUGGGAUAGGAUUACAUGAGGCCAUACAGGAGAUUCAGCGAGGUUCCAUUACAUCGGCAAUUGUUGCUGGUGCCAACCUGAUAAUGUCACCUGGAAUGACAGUCGCUAUGAGUGUUCAGGCGGCUCUGUCUCCUGAAGGCUCGUCCAAGUCCUUUGACGCCGAGGCAGAUGGUUAUGCUCGAGGCGAAGCCGUGACAGUGUUAUAUAUCAAGCGCCUGGACGAGGCCAUCCGAGACGGAAACCCCAUACGGGCUGUCAUCCGAGCAUCCGCCAGUAAUGCUGACGGGAAGACGGCCGGGGUUACCAAUCCAAGUGCUGAAGCUCACGAAGCAGCAAUUCGUGAAGCGUAUGCCAUCGCAGGUCUUGACCUUUCUCGGACUGCUAUGGUAGAGACACAUGGCACUGGCACGCUGACAGGCGAUCCGAUUGAGGCCAAGGCGAUUGCAAAUUGUUUUGGGAAGGAUGGGGUAUACAUGGGCGCGGUGAAACCCAACCUGGGUCAUAGCGAAGGUGCAGCGACCAUCACGAUCCCCUGGAAAGAAGCAAAGCUAGCUGUCCCGGUCGACCCCUGUCCUUGGCCUGCUGACCGUGCGGAGCGACUGAGUGUAAACUCAUACGGAAUCGGUGGCUCCAAUGUCCACUUUAUUCUCGAUUCCGCGGCCUCUUUUGGAUUGGGCGUUCCACAGCCUGCCCCACCUUCAACCAAAACGCGCAAGCAGAAGAAGACGGUCCUGGUAUUCUCUGCCGGACAUCCAGAGUCUGCGAAGGUCAUGGUGAAACGUCACCAAGAGUAUCUGUCCAAAUUCCCCGGGUUCAUAUGGGACGCCAACUCAUGGCCGAUUAUCCAGCAUUUCUGGCCAAUAUACAAUCGAUGGAUAGAAUUCUACAAGGCUUUGAGCAUGCACCUUUGUGAUGUCCUUUGUCAUUCUGAUGACAAACGCAUACUUUCACGAGCAGAGUGCGCCCAGCCAAUCUGCACUGCCCUCCAGAUCGCUCUGGUCGACCUUUUAUCAUGUUGGGGGGUCAGGCCCUCGGCAGUUGUUGGUCAUUCCAGUGGUGAGAUUGCCGCUUCCUAUGCAGCAGAGUGUCUGACAAAGGAAGAAGCGAUGGCCAUCGCUUUCUAUCGUGGAUAUGCUUGCAAGAACCCCCCAAGAAGGGGUGGAAUGGCAGCUGUUGGGUUGGGGAGAGCAGAAGUAUCUCGCUUUCUUGCCCCUGGUGUAAAUGUUGCGUGUGAAAACAGUCCGUCCAGUGUCACGUUGGCUGGAGAUCUCGACAUGCUGGAAAAGAUCAUUGACGAUAUCAAAGAGCACGACGAUGAGAUCUUCGUAAGAAAGCUACAGGUGGAAACGGCAUAUCACUCCGACCAUAUGCGCCUUAUCGGAGGGGCCUACUGCGGGCUUAUCAGAGAAAUGAUUGAUCCUCGCUCACCCAAGGUCCCAUUUUACUCUAGUGCUGAGGGAGGAAAGGUUCUUUCCAAGGCGUUUCAAUUUGGCCCUAGCUACUGGCAGCACAAUCUGGAGAAUCCUGUUCUAUUCUAUGAUGCUGUCAGGUCGAUGCUUUCUAAUUGCCCUCAGAUGGCAUUGUUGGAGGUUGGGCCACACUCCACUCUGCGUGGCGCCCUGCGCCAGAUCUCGCAGAAGAUAUCUAUUCCUGUGCAAUAUAUAUCCACUCUAUGCCGUGGUGAAAAUGAUACCGACUCGUUCCUGAAUGCGAUAGGUCAGCUUUACACAGCAGGGGUGCACAUCUGUGUUCCUACCGAUCCGGUGCACUCGGUGGUAUUGACUGACCUCCCGACAUAUCCCUGGCACUACGAGCGAGAAUAUUGGUCUGAAACAAGGGUCAUGAAGAACUGGAGGUUCCGCAAGGAUCUUCCGCAUGAUUUGCUGGGCGUGCGUACUCUUGAGGGAGCAGAUCUGUCUCCAACCUGGCGGAACGAUCUCCGCAUUGUUAACGUUCCCUGGCUAAGCGAGCACUGUUUGGGGAAUGAUAUUGUUUUUCCAGCUGCAGGAUACAUCGCGAUGGCUGGUGAGGCAGCUUUCCAGCUUAGUGAUGGUAGCAAGCGGGACUACAGUUUGAAAAGCAUGGAGCUUAAACAGGCAUUGAUACUUCAUGAGGACAAGCCUAUCGAACUUGUUACAACCCUUCGCCCCCAGCGGCUAACAGCAAGCACUAAUAGCGACUGGCUUGAGUUCCAGAUCGUGUCGUUCGACGGGGAGAAGUGGAUGGAGCACUGCUUCGGCCUAGUUCGAACAGGUCUUGCGUCUUCUCGCCCUUCCUCAUCUAAAAAUAUUCCUUUGGCGCUUCCCAGGAAAGUCUCUUCACCCCGGUGGUAUGAGACGAUGUCCCGGGUUGGACUGAAAUAUGGACCUCGGUUCAGUGGGCUACGAGAUAUCACAGCAAGCGUCACGGAGACGAAAGCAGUCGCAGCCAUGUUUGACAAUCCCGGAGAGCAAUCCGAAUCAUCAUAUGUGCUGCACCCUUCAACUCUCGAUAUGGCCUUCCAAACUUGGACAGUAGCCUCAGUGAAGGGUGAUUACCGUUCAUUCAGAGACCUUGUAAUGCCAACAUUUAUCGAGGAAAUGUAUGUGUGUGGGGGCACCAAGCAGAAAAUUCACAUCAGUGCUACAAGCAAUGGUGGCACGGUGCCCCAGGGCCAUUCAUGCGGUAUUGAUGAGAACGGAGAACUGGCCUUCCUUCUGAAAAGGUUUACUGGUUCCCGGUUGGAGCCAGACGAAACUGGCCAAGACUUGACUGCUUUAUCAUUGCAUUGGAAGCCAGCCUUCGAGUUCCUCAAUAGCGGCGACCUGACACGCCCGAUAUACGAUAUCCGAGAGCCGCUUGCUCUCCUAGAGAGGCUCUAUCUACUUUGUGCAGUGGAGUCAAACAAGGCAUUGCAGGGUGUUACGGCCACUCAACCGCAUUUCGAGCGGUAUCGAAAGUGGCUUUCGACUCAAUGCGGUCGCUUCAUCCAGCCCGGCUAUAUUCUUGUCGAUGACUCGGUGGAUUUAGUCAACAUGUCCUCGGAGAAGCGUGUCAAGCUGAUUUCGACUGUAUUCCAGCAGUGCGAGAACGCCGGCUGUGGACCAAUUGCAACUGCUAUUUGGCGGACGUACAAUCAAGUGGUCAACGUUUUCGAGGGUAACACUGACUUUCUGGAUCUGCUGAUUCAUGAUGGUACACUGUCCGCUAUAUACACUUGGAUGAAUGACGUGUGGGAUGUAAGCGAGUUCUUCCAAUUACUCGGCCACAUGCACCCACAAAUGAAGAUCUUAGAGAUUGGGGCUGGCACUGGUGGGCUCACCGGGAAGGUUCUUGAACAACUCCGGUCGGAGUUUGGAGAGCGGUUAUACCUUCAGUAUACUUUUACUGACGUGUCAUCUGGCUUCUUCCCGACUGCGAUGGAGAGAUUCAAAGAGUAUGACGCCAUUGAGUACAAAGUGCUUGAUAUUUCCAGAAACCCGUUGGAGCAGGGCUUCAACCGCGAAGAAUAUGAUCUUAUCAUAGCGUCCAACGUUCUACAUGCAACACCAUUUCUCCAUGACACGCUUGUCCAUGUUCGGAGCCUGUUAAGGCCGCAAGGCCGGCUUUUUUUGCAGGAGCUGUCUCCGAUGAUAAACGGCAUUGGUUAUAUUAUGGGCCUCUUUUCCGGCUGGUGGCUCGGCGAAGCUGACGGUCGUAUUGAUUAUCCUUUCAUUUCCCCCGAGCAAUGGGAUACAAGGCUACGCGCUGCAGGUUUCGGUGGAUGUGAGACGGUGACGUUUGACAACGAGCGGCCUUAUCAAGUCAAUGCGAAUAUCAUUGCAAGGCCAGCAGUCCAUUUUGAAUACCCAACAACCAUCACGCUUCUGUCAGGACCGGCUCGAAUUCACCCGUUGUCACUUCGGGUAGAGGCACUAUUACGAAGCCGUGGCUACCAGACUCAGCACUGCCAGUGGGGACAGAAAGAGCAACCCCCUGCUGGACAGGAUGUCAUUUCAUUCGUCGACCUAGAACAACCUUUCCUAAAGGAACCGAUCGAAGCCGACUGGAAUCGGUUCCUUCAGCUAAUCCAGUCCUUGGACCAGGCCGCGGUAGUCUGGCUUACAUCUCUGGCGCAAGUUAAAUCGAAGGAUCCUCAUGCAGCCCUGAUUCUUGGAAUGGCUCGAACAAUUCGUUCAGAGCUUGCCAUACCGCUGGCCACCCUCGAACUUGAACAUCAUGACUCCGCUGGCGCAGCUGAUGCAGUAGUAAACGUGACCAAACAUGUCCAGAAAACCAAAGACGAUACGAGCGAUCUCGACCCAGAUAUGGAGUUCUCCUGGAUCAGCGGCGAAGUGCAUGUUGGACGGUUCCACUGGUUCGCAGUAGAAACGGCAUUGAAAGAGGAAGCGCCCCCAGCCGAUACUAAAGCCUUGGCGAUUGGCAAACGAGGCUUGUUGCAGUCUCUGCAUUGGUGUGGACGACAGCUGCCGGAGCUCCCAGCCGAUCAAGUCCAGAUCGAAAUGAAAGCGGUCGGCCUGAACUUCAAGGAUGUCCUCGUUGCUAUCGGUAUCGUCGAUAGCGGCUCGGGUGACGCCGUUCUGGGCGUCGAGGGUGCCGGAUAUGUCAGGAAGGUUGGCGCGGGCGUCAACCACAUUCGAGUUGGAGACCGAGUGAUGACCCUUGGAGCUGACUCAACUGGUUUGGCAACACAGGUUCAACGAUAUGGCAGCUGUGUCGUGCCCAUACCUAGCCAUCUCAGCUUCGAAGACGCUGCAACUAUGCCCGCAGUGUAUACCACGGUUCUACUGAGUCUGGUUGACAAAGCGCGUCUCGAAAAGGGGCAGUCUAUCUUGAUCCACUCAGCUGCAGGUGGAGUAGGGAUCGCAGCCAUUCGAGUUGCCCGUUGGAUCGGGGCAAACAUCUACUGCACGGUUGGCUCAGAGAAAAAAGCAACUUUCUUAGUGGAAGAACUGGGCAUCCCACGCGAUCGAAUUUUCCAUUCUCGAGACAUUAGUUUCCGAGACAACCUAAUGGAUGCCACCAAUGGGGCCGGUGUUGACUGCGUGCUCAACUCACUCGCUGGUGAGUUGCUGCACGCCUCGUGGGAGUGCGUAGCGUCAUCGGGUUGCUUGGUCGAAAUCGGGAAACGCGACAUGAUCGGCCGGGGCCAGUUGGCUCUCGAUAAGUUCGAAGACAACCGCACAUAUAUGGGAAUCGACCUUACCAAGUAUGUUGCGAUCAACAAACCUGGUACCGCGAGGUUGAUGCGGCUGAUGGUCGAGCUUUGUUCUGAGGGUCACAUCACGCCGAUCCAUCCGAUCACUUCCUUUGCUGUAGAUGAAGUCGAAGAGGCCUUCCGGUACAUGCAGCAAGGAAUCCAUAUUGGAAAGGUGGUGAUCAAGUUGCCUGACACCGAGACCUCACUCCCCUGGACUCCUGAAACGCCUACGCCGUCCUUCCGACACGAUCGAGCCUAUCUCCUAGUGGGCGGGAUGGGAGGCCUAGGACAAGCUAUCGCUAGGUGGAUGACAACCCACGGCGCCAAGCAUAUUAUCUUCCUAUCGCGCUCAGCGGGCACAUCCGAGGAAGAUAGAUCCUUCAUUCAAGAGCUCAACCUUAUGGGCUGUAAGGUGCAGGCCUGGGCAGGCGACGUCAGUGAUCCCGCCGUAGUGAAAAACGCAAUCGACGAGGCGCCAAUGCCCAUUGCUGGCGUCAUGCAAAUGGCCAUGGUGCUUCAUGACGUCGGAGCCCUUGACAUGGAUCUCGAAGCGUAUCAAAAAGUCAUCCGACCCAGGGUGAAAGGGACCUGGAAUAUCCACAACGCGCUACCAAACGAGGAACUCGAGUUUUUCGUGUUGUUCUCGUCUGCUUGUGGCAUGGUGGGAUACUAUGGGCAGGCCAAUUAUGCCGCGUCGAACACCUUCCUCGAUGCCUUCGCUCAAUAUAGACAUAACCUUGGGCUGCCAGCGUCAGUCAUGGAUAUCGGGGCCGUCAACGAUGUUGGGUACAUUAGUCGCACCCCAGCAGCCAAAGAUGGUAUGCUCGCAAGCGCAGGGCAUUUGAUCACCGAGCAGGAGUUCCUUGAUACUCUCCAGCUUACCAUCGCCCGAUCAUCCAAGCCGCCAAGUUCUUCUCCCGCCCGACCGAAGGCACCUGGCAGCCGGGGGAUUCAUUUCAACAACCCAAGCCAGGUUGUUCAAACCCUGGAAUGCAGACUGCCCAUUAUGCACCCUGAGAACAACAUCAUCUGGAAGCGCGAUCCUCGGAUGGCUAUCUAUCGAAAUAUCGAGACGGUCUCCGUGCAGUCUCAGUCAACGAGCAGCGGCCUCAAGUCAUUCCUCCUGGACGUCAAUGCAGACCCAAGUCUUCUCAGCCAGCCGUCGGCAGCAGAGUUCCUUGCCGGACAAAUCAGGGACCGCGUGGCCACAUUCUUAAUGCGGAGAGAGGAUGACGAGCCAUUGGACCUCGGGCUAUCGCUUUCGGAGUCAGGCGUCGAUUCGCUAGUGGCAAUUGAAGUGCGAAAUUGGUGGAAGCAGAGCCUUGGGGUGGAGGUAUCAGUGUUGGAGUUGAAGGACAGUGGAUCUAUGUUGCGGCUGGGAGGGUUGGCGGCUAAGAGAUUGAGGGAGAAAAUGGCCGAUAAACCAUUAUGA